Misgurnus anguillicaudatus (oriental weatherfish) is the source of this 2595-nucleotide messenger RNA. It is a transcript of the gene ehd1a, whose product is annotated as EH-domain containing 1a. Lineage: Eukaryota; Metazoa; Chordata; Actinopteri; Cypriniformes; Cobitidae. Gene Ontology annotation, cellular component: cytoplasm; plasma membrane. Gene Ontology annotation, biological process: endocytosis; endosomal transport. The record is from RefSeq and is a predicted model, not a curated record. Gene Ontology annotation, molecular function: GTP binding; calcium ion binding; protein binding.
CGCACGUUUGCUUGCGUUGAGUUGUUUUAAUACAAUGAUUGCAUUCUCUUCACCUGAUUCAUACAAUGAUACAUCACUCUUCAUAUAAUAUAUUUUGUAAUCAAAUAUGAAAACAUUUUAAGUUAAAUGAAGGCUUUUAUUUUGAAGUAUGAAGGUUCCGCAUGCAACCUACAUUCUACGGCUAGAUACUAGAAGUUUCGAACAAGAAAAUUAAAAAUGUUGCACAUUUUUUUCAAGACUACAGUCAUUGGAGUUUUGCAAUAAGCUCUGAUAAACGCAUUGCGUUACAAUUCAGUGGUUUGCCAGAGGGAAGUGCUAGCUGCAUUAAUUCGUGAAGCAGAGGUGACUGACGGUUGUGUUGAGGGGUGGGACAGUCAAAGUUUCGACAGGACGCCGCCUGUUUAGAGGCGAAUAUCUGAACGAAGAGUUCUCGUGUCUUUUCUUCCUGAAAAGGGCGAAUCGUAACGGCCAUCAUGUUCACUUGGACUAAAAAAGAAGGUAAAAAGGACCCCGAACUUUUCCAAAACGUGUCGGAGGGACUGAAGCGCCUCUACCGCAACAAACUCUUCCCGUUGGAGGACACGUAUCAUUUUCACGACUUCCAUUCACCGGCUUUAGAAGAUGCUGAUUUUGACAACAAGCCCAUGGUGCUGUUGGUGGGUCAGUACUCUACCGGGAAGACCACCUUUAUUAGGCAUUUAAUGGAGCAGGAUUUCCCCGGUAUGAGAAUAGGCCCUGAACCGACGACGGAUUCCUUCAUAGCAGUAAUGCACGGCGAACAGGAAGGAAUGAUACCUGGUAAUGCGUUGGUCGUUGAUCCAAAAAAGCCUUUCAGAAAACUCAAUGCUUUUGGAAACGCUUUCCUGAAUAGGUUCAUGUGUGCUCAGUUAAACAACCCUGUUCUGGAAAGCAUCAGUAUCAUCGAUACUCCAGGCAUCCUGUCAGGGGAGAAACAGAGGAUAAGCAGAGGCUAUGACUUUGCAGCGGUUCUCGAGUGGUUUGCAGAACGAGUGGACAGAAUCAUUCUUCUCUUUGAUGCCCACAAGCUGGACAUUUCUGAUGAGUUCUCCGAGGUCAUCAAAGCCCUGAAGAACCACGAGGACAAGAUGCGCGUGGUUCUGAAUAAAGCGGACCAGAUCAGCACCCAGCAGCUGAUGAGGGUAUAUGGUGCCCUCAUGUGGUCACUGGGAAAGAUCAUCAACACCCCUGAGGUAGUCCGAGUGUAUAUCGGGUCAUUUUGGGCUCAGCCGCUUAUGAUUGCGGACAACAGGAAGCUGUUUGAAGCAGAGGAGCAGGAUCUGUUUCGAGAUAUUCAAAGUCUUCCACGGAAUGCUGCCCUGCGGAAACUCAAUGAUUUGAUCAAAAGAGCUCGUCUCGCUAAGGUUCAGGCUUACAUCAUCAGCUCUUUAAAGAAAGAGAUGCCAAGUGUGUUUGGGAAAGACACAAAGAAGAAAGAGCUUAUUAAUAAUCUGGGCGCUAUAUAUGAAAAGAUUCAAAAAGAGCACAACAUUUCACCUGGAGACUUUCCCAACCUAAAGAAAAUGCAGGACUUGCUGGCUGUUCAAGACUUCACAAAAUUUCCCGCCUUGAAACCAAAGUUGCUGGACUCAGUGGAAGACAUGCUGGGUAAUGACAUCGCUAAGCUCAUGACGCUGGUCCGAAAGGAGGAGGCCGCCAUGCCCACCCAGUCAGUAAAGGGUGGUGCCUUUGAGGGAACCAUGAAUGGGCCGUUUGGCCACGGAUAUGGAGAAGGUGCAGGCGAGGGCAUUGAUGAGCUGGAAUGGAUCGUGGCCCGUGAUAAGCCAACGUAUGAUGAAAUAUUCUACACCCUUUCUCCAGUUAAUGGGAAGGUGUCAGGUGCCACAGCUAAGAAAGAGCUGGUGAAGUCCAAACUUCCAAACACAGUGCUUGGAAAGAUUUGGAGCCUGGCAGACGUGGACAAAGAUGGUUUCCUAGAUGAUGAGGAGUUUGCGCUUGCAAAUCACCUGAUCAAGGUAAAGCUGGAAGGACACGAGCUUCCGGCCAAACUGCCUCCUCACCUUGUGCCACCUUCCAAACGGCAAGAGCUAAAUUGAGAUGCUGGCUUAAGCUGAUAAGAUCUCUAUCACUCCCAAAGUACCCAAGCCAUUAUUGACCAGUCGGAUAACUCACUAGUCUUUAGGAGAACCUCUGUCUUUCGUUAGAACUGUUAUUUUUGUAGAAGGGUUAAAAUUGAAUGUUCUACGAUAGGAAUGACUGAUGAUGAAUAAGACGAAACAAAAAGCUGUUUAGAAAUGGAUAAACCACUUUGAGCAAUAGAAAGCAUUUACAAAACUUCAUGGUACUGGUGAGAAUUGGAGUAUUUGUUGUGGAGAAGCAGUAUGAAUUGAAUGAGAAAGUUGCUCUUUAAAACAAAACGAAAAUGUGAAAAAUAUUCCAAAUAUGGUACAAAAAGGAUUGCUAUUUUUGCUAAUUUUCCAUAACUUAUUCAUUUCCUUCAGAGUUAUUUUUAUCUGUGUUUUGUAUCUAUUUCGAAAUGUGAAUAUUGAAUGUUUUCUUUUGAUUUAAUUCCUCCUAACAAUAUAUAAAGUUGUGUAUUCGUAUAUAUAUAUAUAU